This is a messenger RNA of Hyla sarda, 1796 nucleotides long. RefSeq names its product potassium channel tetramerization domain containing 9 (gene KCTD9). Gene Ontology annotation, molecular function: protein binding. The record is from RefSeq and is a predicted model, not a curated record. Bases 149 to 1321 code for a protein of 390 amino acids. Lineage: Eukaryota; Metazoa; Chordata; Amphibia; Anura; Hylidae. The transcript is spliced from 12 exons. Gene Ontology annotation, biological process: protein homooligomerization.
CUAACCCCGCCCAGGUCUGCUGUGAUUGGCUGCUGGGUUCUCUCAGGAGGAUGGUGAUUGGCUGGCCUUCCUCGCUGUCACGUUGUUCUCCCUCAGUCUUCCUGGUUAGCAGGAGAGGCAGGCUGGAGUUGGGUGGGAGACCCCGAGUAUGAAGAGGGUCACCCUGUUCGUCAAGGGGGAUGCCCGGCAUGGAAGGGUGGUCGCGUUCCAAGGAUCCACCAUCUCCGACGUCCUCUCUCUCGCCAGCUCUAAGCUUGGGAUCCGCGCGGUGGGCGUCUACAAUGACAAGGGGGGCCUGAUCGAUGACGUCGCCCUCAUCAGAGAUGAUGACGUCCUGUUUAUCAGUGAUGGGGAAUCGAUCAUCGAUGACCAGAAUGAGCCCAUGAUCACAGAGCCACUGACUGGGGCUCAAACGGACUGGCUAACGCUGAAUGUCGGGGGGAGAUAUUUUACCACUACACGAUCUACACUAGUGAGUAAGGAGCCGGAUAGCAUGUUGUCACAUAUGUUUAGUGACAGAGAUGCCUGGGGGAAUAAGAGAGACCACCGAGGAGCUUUUCUCAUAGACCGCAGUCCUGAAUACUUUGAGCCAAUCCUUAACUAUCUACGUCACGGGCAACUUAUUGUCAAUGAUUGCAUCAAUCUGCUGGGAGUCUUAGAAGAAGCCAAGUUCUUUGGCAUAGAUUCCCUGAUAGAACAUCUGGAAUUGGCGAUAAAGAAUUCCCAGCCGGCUGAGGACCAUUCUCCCAUCUCCAGGAAAGAAUUUAUACGGUUUCUCCUUCCUACACCAACCAAAUCCGAGCUUCGCUGUCAGGGUCUCAACUUUAGCGGAGCGGAUCUCUCCCGUCUGGACCUGCGAUAUAUUAAUUUCAAGAUGGCGAAUCUGAGCGGAUGCAACCUGACUCAAGCCAACCUGUGCGGUGCGUGCCUGGAGCGUGCGGACCUGUCCGGAUCUGUAUUGGAUGGAGCUAAUCUCCAGGGUGUGAAGAUGCUCUGCUCCAACGCGGAGGGCGCCUCCCUGAAGGGCUGCAACUUUGAAGACCCGUCAGGACUGAAAGCAAAUUUGGAAGGUGCUAAUCUGAAAGGCGUGGAUAUGGAGGGCAGUCAGAUGACCGGGAUAAACCUACGGGUGGCAACCUUGAAAAAUGCCAAAUUGAAGAACUGCAACCUGCGUGGUGCCACCUUAGCAGGGACAGACCUGGAGAACUGUGACCUCUCCGGGUGUGACCUCCAGGAAGCCAAUCUCCGAGGGUCCAAUGUAAAAGGUGCAAUAUUUGAAGAGAUGCUGACUCCACUACACAUGUCCCAGAGCGUCCGAUAGACCCAGAGCGUCUCCUUGAAGACUGUUCACCUCCGGUCGCUGGUGUUCUGGAUGUGCCCGGCUUACUGCACACACCGCUGGGGCAGAUAUAUUUAAUCUCUCUACCGUUAUCAUUUACUCUCACUGAUUUUCUCUAAAAUGCCCCUCGUGUGGUGGGACAUUACAUACAUGUAGCCCUAGCCUGUUACACCUAUGUCUGCACCCGAAACUUAACCUGGGCUGCUUAGGUGGAACAAUACAAUCGUGCCAGGAAGGCAGGACAGCGUAUGGUGUUGUGGGGCCACCAGCUCAGCCCUAAUUUGGAACUGACAUGUUAGGUAGCCAAGGGGUUAAACCCUUGCAUAUCAUUUACUUGUUGGCUGCUGGAAAGUUUAGAGACUUUUUUUUUUCACGGUUAAAGGGGCACUCCACUGCCCCAGCGUUCGGAACAUUUAGUUCCGAACACUGGCUGCCGGGGUCAUGACGUCGCGGCCGU